Molecule: messenger RNA, 801 nt
Organism: Onychostoma macrolepis
Lineage: Eukaryota; Metazoa; Chordata; Actinopteri; Cypriniformes; Cyprinidae
Gene: ompa
Product: olfactory marker protein a
Exons: 1
Coding region: 254-736 (160 amino acids)
Biological process (GO): sensory perception of smell; signal transduction
Source: RefSeq, a predicted model, not a curated record
CGUCAAACUCUAGCAGCGAAUCCCCGGUCUGUUCGCUCCUCCUCCUGCUCUCAAAACUCAUCCAGAGGCUCAGAGCUCUGAGCGGCAAAAUCAAUAAAGUCCCCAGCUAACCAGGCUUUUUGCCCCGCGGGGCCACGGAGGCGGGUGGAGCGGCGGCGUGGAAAGUGAAGUCUGAGAGAGGAGAGAGUUUAUUCAGUCGCGCACAGAGAGCACAAGCGCACCGAUCCUCCCUGCACUCCGAGACGAUCCGCUCAUGGCUUCAGAAACAGAGCUGAGCUUCAGCGAGGACCAGCAGCUGGCGGAGGUGAUGCGUCUGAGGGUGCAGUCGCUGCAGCAGAAGGGUCAGAAGCGGCAGGACGGAGAGCGGCUUCUGCUGCCGCACGAGUCCGUCUACCGGCUGGACUUCAGCGACCAGGACCUGAGCUUCCUCCGCUGGAACGUCAGCCUGCGAGGAACCGGACGCUUCACCGUCACCGGCAUCUGCCAGCUCUGGACGCCCGAUCUGACCAACCUGAUGACCAGGCAGCUGCUGGAGCCUAUCGGCCAGUUCUGGAGGAACGCCGGGGAUCCCGAGGACUCGCCCAUCAAGUGUCUGGAGGCGGAUAUCCAGGAGUUCGGAGAGAGGAUCGCGGAGCUGGCCAAGGUGCGGAAAGUCAUGUACUUUCUGUUCGCUUUCAAGGAGGGAGCGACCAAAGAGAAAAUCUCCUGCUCUUUGACCUUCAACAAAAACAAUUAAGAGAUCCAAUCCCUCCAUGCAUCGCAUCCUAAAACCCCAGACAGGUUAGAUGCUCUCUGUGCUGG